Molecule: messenger RNA, 1770 nt
Organism: Protopolystoma xenopodis
Lineage: Eukaryota; Metazoa; Platyhelminthes; Monogenea; Polystomatidea; Polystomatidae
Source: the annotation of a GenBank genome assembly
ACCAACACCAACACCAAUACCAACGCCAACGCCAACACCAACUCCGGCCUCACUGGCGACCGAGGCAGCGUGAGUAGUGACGCCUGCAUUGGCAACGUCAACAGCAAAAUCGACACACCCACGGCUUCACCGAGUGUCAAUGGGUUUCUGCCUCCUUCCGGCUCCAACUGCGUCCCCCUUCCUCCUCUCGUCGCCUCCACCCAGUCGGUUGCCUUGACAAUGUCUGCCUCGGAGGCCGCGGAACCGGCGUCCAGUUCUGAUGAGCCCACCGCCUCGGAGUUGAGGUUGGGCGCGUCCUCGUGUCCGGCGGCAGCGCCUCGGCCCGACGACCUGCUGCCCGGUGGACAGCCGGGCUUUGCCGAGAUCGCCUCGGAGGCCAGUGAUCCGGCCAAGCCGAUCAUCUGCCUGGACGACAUGGAGGAGAUCAAGUUGGAGCCGACCACUCUUCAGGCGCCGCCUUCGCCCUCGUCCAUGGACUCGCACACUUUGUCCGGCUUUCCGGCCAGUCAUUUCGGCAGCCUCUUCUCUGCCGGCGGUCUGGCCAAGCGGCCCGAUCUUCCGUUUGACGCCCAACAGUUCAGCCCCAUCCUGCGGGCCAGCGCCGCUGGGCCGGCCGCCACUUCGCUCCGGCUCAGCUUGACGCCCGGCCAGCUGUCGGUGCAGGCGCUGUCGCGCACCCAUCGUCUCCAGUUCUCCUGUACCUUUCCCGAGUGUCCCAAGCGCUUCCUCAACCGUGAACGCCUCACGCAACACCUGCGCACACACUCUGGCGAGAAGCCCUACACCUGCGCCUAUCCCGGCUGUCUGUACCGCGGCACCAGUCAGAGCGCGCUAAUCGCACAUCGACGCAUCCACCUCGACCGCGAGCAGAGGCGUCAAUUCCUCUGUCGCUAUCCCGACUGUGGCAAGGUCUUCCUGUCGGCACGCAGCCUCUCCGAGCACAUGAACAUCCACUUCGGCCAAAGGCCAUACACUUGCGAACAGUUGGGCUGCGGUAAAAGCUUCUCCAGUAAGAGCUACCUUUGCGCGCAUCGACGCACCCAUCUGCCGGUGAUGGCGCUUUCGCCCGACCGGACGGCCGAGUACUUGCCGCUCACGGCAACCACUCUUGCCAGCGUCAGCGCCAGCGCCAGCGCCACUUCCACGCCUGUGCUGCCCAGCCUCAAAUUGGCCUCGUCCUCCGGUGGUUGCACAGUGUCCUCUGCGCCCACAGCCUCGGCGGCCGCGGCAGCAGCUGCUGCCGCCGGUCUAGGACAUCUUCUCCCAACCCACCAUCAUCACACAGCCUCGGGCUCGUCUAUGCAUGUCGGACUCGGACCAGCUGCUUCUGUCACCUCUCAUCUGCAGCACACGGGCGCGCUUGGAAUCGGCACCCAGUUGAAUCUUGGCACAGCUCUGGCACAACACUUGCAUCCACCGCAGCAUCAACAACUGGCGCAACAGCAGCAGCAACAACAACAACAACAAUCGCAACAGCAGCAACAGUCGCAGGCUCAGUUGUCACACGCGGUUCAAACACACCAACUACACCAUCCUUCUCAUCAUCCUGACAGUCUUGCCACGACACCAUCGGCUGCGGCGGCAGCAGCAGCAGCAGCGGUCAAACAUCUCUCAAACACUCUUCCCUCCCAUCACCUCAGCCAUCAGCAGCAGGUCCAUCAGCCUGGGCAGCAUCAAACGUUUUUGCAGUCAAUUGCUCCUUCAGUUAGUGGUGGUGAAUUUGCAGUCUUCCCUUCCCUUUUCGGAUCACAAAGUGGUCAGCUGGAAUAG